AUGGUUUACCUAAGCUGGACCGAAGAUAGUUUCGGCGCCUUUACCGAUCGAGUAGAGCGAAAGCAUCGUUGCAGUUGGAAGGAGCGGCGAGCGGUCGAGGAGGUCUGUGCGGCGUACGCGCGAAUACAAGAGUGCCUGAAUAGAAUUUGGUAGGCCUGAUCCCGCGCGUGCCAAACUGGGUCUUUGCCUCACGUUUGGCUCUGCAUCGGAUCAGGUGUGUACUUGCGUAUCCAUGUCCCAGUGUGUCUAAUGAUUAACUCAAAACUUUGGCUCUGCAUCGGAUCAGUCAAUUAUUCGAUUUGGUAGUGUCUGUCCCUGCCGCAAGGCAAACAAAGCCUCGCGCGAUAAGACUGGACCGUUCAACCAUUACGCCUCAGCCAUGUCACACAUCAAUGUCGCCUGCACCAAGGCCAUACUCGGAACCUUUUUCGGCAACAUUCAUGCUGGCAAUUGGUCGAUCGCCAAAGAGCCACUGGAGAUGGCACUCGACAGCGACGGUCACCUCGUUCCACUCCAAACGGUCACCACCCUGCCCACGAUGCUCGCUGUCAACGCCUUCACCAAAGCAGGCGUCCUCGACGCAGCCGGCUGGUACAACCACCAGCAGACUCAUCGUGACGCCAAGGCCAAGCAGGACGCGAUCGUCAACAGUGCAAAGGCUCAUCUGAUGAUGUGUGUCGGCCAGGCGACUUACGUCAAGGUGAAGGACCUCCCCGCGCACCAACAAUGGGCCAAGCUCGAAUCGGUCUUCGCCACGACCUCGAGCAUCGCCGUCGAUCGCAGAGCGCGUCUCGUCGAACUAGUCUCCAUGCCUCAGUUUGUCGUCGGCGACGACUUUGAAGCUUGGCUUGCCACCUUCCGAGCGACCGUCAAUGCCAUCAACAACGCGGUCAAGCAGGCCCAACCCUCGACGGCGGCGUGUACAUGCGACCCUCUGCACCCGAUGAUCGUCCGGGACUGGCUGUGCAACCUGAUCCCCGAAGCCUACGCUCUCACUAUCAGCGCACUCGGCGACGACUUCGACAUCGGAAAGUGGGAAAGCCGAGCUUCGAAGUCGUCGCCGACGACGAACUGA
Messenger RNA from Microbotryum saponariae, 1075 nucleotides. The record is from the annotation of a GenBank genome assembly. Lineage: Eukaryota; Fungi; Basidiomycota; Microbotryomycetes; Microbotryales; Microbotryaceae.